AUGCUCAACGCAUCGACAGGGACGCCCAUGGAGGUAGACGAUCACGCUGCAGCGCUGUGGCGUGAAUUUGUGGAUAAUAGCAUCGAGUGCGAGCUUUGCAAUGAGCCAUACGAUGAUAACGACAGCGACGAAGGUCAUAUCCCGCGCCUCUUGACGUGCGGUCACACUUAUUGUCAGAGUUGUUUAGAUGACUGGGCAACAGCAGGUGCGGGUUAUACUGGGACUCAGAACGGAGAAAUGGCAGUCAUGGAGUGUCCGACGUGUCGUCGAGUGACGCGCUUUCACAGGUUAACGGGUGCACGUGCUCUACCCAAGAACUACGAGCUAGUGCGCGCCCGCCAGGAGAUGGAGUUGCAGACUCAGAAUCAGUUACGUAGACUGAAGGAUGCGUGGACUACUCAAGUAAAAGAGAAGGAACUGUUGGCAAAAGAAGCGGAAGAGCACGCGCGUACAGCACAGAGAGAAAGUGUACAAGCUUCACAACGUGCCAUGUUUUUGGCAAAACAAGUGGAGAUUAAUGAACAAGAGAAGAAGCAAGCACAGAAAUUAGCAGAGGAAGCAAGACAUCGUGCUUUGGUGGCGUCGCAGCAAGCUGAAGCGUUGCAGGAAGAGACGGAAAGUUUGAAACGUCAACUGCAGAAUGAUGCGGCACAACUUGCUCGAGUGCAACUUGAUGCCUUUAGUGCUGCAGCUGUGGCAAAGGAGUUGCAUUCCAAGGCGGAACAGUUGCAACAGCAAGUAGAUUGUGUCCGUGCGCAGUUAUCGCUGCACGCCGGAAGACAUGAUCCUAGCAAAUUGGUGGUGCUGGUGUGUGAACCGACGACAGUGGGCUCAUGGUUGCUUCCAUACACGAGGUACGCCGUGAUCUGCAUCGCCAGUGACACGACAAAGGGCACAGCAGCCAUUGACGCAUACCAAGCUGCUAAGACGUGGACACGUCUCCGUCAAGUGGAAGAACCUAGCUCUUCGGUGAAGGUUUACCGUCGAUACAGCGAUUUUGUGUGGCUGCAUCGUGAACUGCAACGUCAAUUUCCAUUCGAGCUGGUACCCUGCGUACCGGGGAAACAGCUCUUUUUUAACAAAGAAAAGGAGUUUGUAGGUGAACGCAUGCGCCUAUUGCAAGCUUUCUUGCGUGGUGUACUACGACUGCCGCUUCUCGCGGUGACGGAAGAAGUACGCGCUUUUUUGCUGUCAACCACGGAAGAGCUUGACAGCCUUCGACGCGCUACUUCUAUCUACUACAGCAGUUUGGACGGUGAUGAUCUGUUGUCCUUAGACGAAGAUUCACCCAGUGAUGAGGUAGAGUCUCGAAAGACAUCACCUCCAGAUAGCAGCCCUCCAUCAACGUCGAACGAAACAACACUGAGUAAGCGCAGCAGUAGUUGGAGUGCAUGGGGUGCCGUUUCGGCCAUGACUUCAGGUGCCGCAAAGCUAGUCACCACAACUGGCACGGCUCUUACUGGCAUGAGCUCAAAAACCGGUCCAGCAGGCCCUUUGGAAGAUUCGGAUCUGGAGUUAUCACGGAGUUUUUUGGAGGCUGAAGGAGCAGAUGCAGCAACUCGGGCAUGCAUCGAGCGUCGUCGUAAAUAUGUCGACGUGGCAAGAUCGUAUCAAUCAGCAGCUCAAAAAGGAAGCCAAUUAUCACGAGCUUCGCGUCAACAGUCGUACCACUUGCACCGCAUGUGUGAACUGCUGCAUGACAUGAACAAGCUGGACCAAGGUCAUGCACGGCGCCGCCGUCAUAGACUUGCAGCAUCUGAGGACGUAAGGUCCCGUCUGGAUGAUGAAGAUGACGACAUGGAGACGCGAGCCUUUGGUGAACGAGCAUCCGAUGUAUUCAGUGCCAUUUCUCUUAACGCGAAAAACGAUGCGGACUGCAUGGAGUAUGCGCUGUUGGAGGUCGUUCGCAUGCAGACACUGGAGUUAGGAGGCAUCGAGGAUGCUUUUGCGCGCGUGCGUCGUCGUGAGGAGGCACUUGAAACGCAGCAGACAUCAAUUGCAUCGACCAUCAGUCCGGCGAUAGGCAACAUCUCGAACAAUAGUGGAGCUUCGCUUUCUGCAUUGUCCCUGAAACGCGAAGAGUUGGUAACACACAGGCGUGAAUUGAACGAAAAGGUGGCAGGCCUGGAUCCAGGCCGUUCGCAGUUUGUGCUGGAUGUACUUGGCAAGAACACGAGCGAAAUGCACAAGCUUGCAAAGACGAAACGAAAACUCUUUCAGGCCUCACAGCAGCAGCUUAUUGGCGUGAGGCGCUAG
This is a messenger RNA of Peronospora farinosa, 2256 nucleotides long. The record is from the annotation of a GenBank genome assembly. NCBI's taxonomy places the organism in Eukaryota, Oomycota, Peronosporomycetes, Peronosporales, Peronosporaceae.